AUGUUACCACUACAGAGGCCCAUGCAAAGCACCAUCCCACCAGCAUGGUUCUGGAACUUUAUCCCACGUUUGUACCUUGACACAUUCGCGUGGGCAUUGCGCCAUCGGCUCAAGCCGAUUCAUGUGAUAACUUGCUCUUUCUAUUGGAGCCAGCGAGUUCUCGACUCGACCGGCCAACUCCAUCGGCUCAUAUUCGGACGCACAUGA
Messenger RNA from Plenodomus lingam JN3, 207 nucleotides. NCBI's taxonomy places the organism in Eukaryota, Fungi, Ascomycota, Dothideomycetes, Pleosporales, Leptosphaeriaceae. The record is from RefSeq and is a predicted model, not a curated record.